AUGGUUUAUCGAAUGUCCCUAUCUACCUUCGUGCGUGAGUCGGAGCCGGUUAUGACCCCUUCGUGCAUGCAACUCUUGGCCGGAGGGAUGGUGCUAGGACUGAUAUCGUAUAUGUUUGGCUAUCGAGCUUCCCCGCUAGCGUUUGCCCCUCCCCCCACCCGCGAUUUCUGUAUAUCAGGCAAGGGUGUGAUCAUGAAUCAUGGGCAGCUUGCUGCUCUACACGUCGUUACCUUGAUACCCUCUGGUAUCUACAUCCACGAGUUCAUCACACAUCUGGAUUUCGAUUGGGAGCUGAUUACCCGUCGGUUCGAGGUGCGACGGGCUUUCGUUGCGCGCACAGCUAAAUGGAUAUACCUGGCAUGUCGAGUUCUCGUACUCGGCUACACUAUAGGUGCCAUCAUUGCGUUAUCGUUCCCUGAGGCCUUAGUCUCUGGACGAUUGAUCUGUCGAAUCCCAGUCAAACUUGCCGCCGUGACAGGGCCUCUAGGAGUCAUGUGCUCUUCUAUGCUGUUAUCCAUUCGCGUAGGCGCUAUCUGGGGCUGGAAGAGGCCGAUCGUAAUUCUUCUCGCUAUACUGUUACUAGCCCUUUUUGCCCUGGACAUUGACGACAUGGUCAAGAUAGACCCCAUGUACCAGGAGGUAACCCACAGCUGCUCUUUGAAUACCAUACAAGAAAACAUGGUCCCGUCAACUGUGGGGCUUGUCGUCGACAUUACACUCAUUAGCUUUCUUCUUGUGGGAUUGCAAGGCCAAUGGGGUGACGCUCGUCGAUAUGCCCUCUGGCACAUGCUAUGGAACCAGGGCGUGUUCUAUCUGGUGUUGUCCCUCUCUAUCAGGCUCCCCCUGGUGAUCCUACAGGGGCUCGAUAUUAGCCCCGCCCUAACCACGCUUCUUGUUGUACCCGAUGUUGUCGCUUUAUCCAUGGGCGCAACACGGUUGUUUAGGUCGCUGAACGCAAUAAUACGAGGGACUAAAGGGAAUGCAGGACAUUUCUCGGAGGGUUUAUUCACCGGGGACAGCGAUCAACCUCAAGAGAGUGUCGAACUCGAAACCAUGCUAGUCCAUGAAAGCUGA
Messenger RNA from Peniophora sp. CBMAI 1063, 1074 nucleotides. The record is from the annotation of a GenBank genome assembly. Lineage: Eukaryota; Fungi; Basidiomycota; Agaricomycetes; Russulales; Peniophoraceae.